This is a messenger RNA of Coregonus sp. 'balchen', 26290 nucleotides long. Lineage: Eukaryota; Metazoa; Chordata; Actinopteri; Salmoniformes; Salmonidae. The record is from the annotation of a GenBank genome assembly.
CGACGAAACAUGGCUGCUGUCAAGUGAGCUGUUGAUAGUGUACCGAACAGUUACACUUCACUUUUAUGUUCUCUUUAAUUAUUUUAAAUAUUUGAAUUCAUAAGUGUAAUGUGACGAGGAUAGUUUCAAUAGUGUGCUUUUUUUACUUUGGAACCGUCACAAAUUCCUUCACCUGCGAUAGCGUGCCAGUUAGCAUUGGUAGCGACCUAAACUAGCUAGCUAGCUCACAGAGAACAAUGACUGCAAGCUCAUCGGGUGGAAACACCUGUCUCACUGCUAAAGGUUUGGACAUUAGUCUCGCCGCCCUGCAAAGACAAGAUCCUUACAUCAACAACAUUGUAGAUGUGGCGAGUCAAGUGGCGUUGUAUACUUUCAACAACCGAUCAAAUGAGUGGGUGAGUUAGGGGAUGUUACCUCUGUUCGCGCGCGCUUCUCUUUUCAACAAAGUUGCAUGCAUCUAACGUUAACUAACAUCGUGGCGGACAGAUAUGGAUGCCACAUUAUAAGCUAGUUUACCAGGUUGAAUUCACGUGGUUUUGGAAGAUUUGGCUUGUCAAUUUAGCAUUAACUAGUUCUCCAAUAAACUAGCUAGCUAGAAAGCUAGCUAACAUCACCCUAUACCGCUUUCACGUCCUAGUCGGCACUAGGAAACUCAAACGUCCGACUUGUUAACUGGUUGGACACGGCACGUGUAUAGCUAACAUAUUAGCAAGUUGGACGUUUCCUAAUUCCGACUAAGCACGUUAACGUGGCAAUAAUGCCUGCCAACUAUGUGCGUUAGAGAUGUCGACGAUGAAUAUGACGCGGCGUUCUAAACAACUGGGAACUCGGGAAAAAUACGAGGUCAAAUCAUGAGGUCAGUGAUCUUCAGGUCGGAGUUCUACAAAGAGGCCCGAGUUCCCGAGGUGGAUGACCGUUCAAAUCGAUUUUUCACAGUCCGAGAUCGUUUUAUUCCCGAGGUCCCAGAUGUUUGAACGCUCGGAAGUCGGAGAUUUACGAGUUCCCAGUUGUUUUGAAGGCGGCAUAUCGCCCAAGAAGCUCAGAUUCAAACUCCCAUUACACAGCUCAGCAAGCGUUUUGUCAAAAUACGUUUGUUACUCACAAAAUAUGGAGUUUCGCAGAACAACUAUCUUAAUGUGUAUGUGUAUUUAUUUAUUUGACAAACAACCGAAAAAAGCCUAUUUGAAACCUCCAUUGUAAAUUACACAUUAAUGCCACGCACAGGUCGGAAGUCUACAACAGCUCAAUAGCAUUAGAGCAUAUUUUCGGUUACUUUUCAUUUAGACCUUUUUUGGAAGUACGUACCGGCUGUAACGGGAGUAAAUUAAGAUAGUUGCUCAGCAAGACUCCAUAUUUGGUGAGUAACGAACGCAUUUUGACAUUAUAGCUAACGCUUGCAGAGCUGUCUAAUGGGAGUUUAAAUGUAAAAAAUGUAAAUGAGUUUAAAUCGGAGCUUCAAGGCCCCGGUUUCCGAUAGCGAUGGAAUUUAGGCUUAAGAGUGUUUUCAAGAUGCAUCUUUCCUACAACAGCUGAAGAUGUAACAUGCGUUUCCCAAAACACCACGCAGAGAGAAGAAUGGUUGCUAAAAGGCUCUGCAUGGUCAAUCCGACGUCAGCAGUGGCCAGACAGCAUUUACUGUAAUGCGGCCUAUGCAGAACUCAGAGCAAACAUACUUUUUGUGCUUUGCAGAGCUGUUGUCAAGGAAGUGAGUUUGUGUUUAUACAGGACCUCCCGCCCCCACCCACGUCAACCAAUCAUGUAAAUGUGGAGCUGUAUGUAGUCCUUCACAUUGUUACAUUUUGAGAGGCGCACGUGAAAUGUAGUCAGAGGCCCCUAUGGAGGGUGUGACACAAUUGCAGAGCCUCCGGAGGCACGCAGAGGCCAAAUUGAGCUCCGUACCGCAUCUCCGUGCGCCUCCCAAAUGUUGUAACAAUGCGGCGGGCUCCAAAUAGCUCUGCAUUGAAUUGAUUGGGUGACGGUAGGUCCUGUAUAAACACAAAUUCACAUCCUUGACAAUUUCUUUCACAGCAGCUCGGCUCAACAGCUCUGCGCUGCUCCGCGAAGGGCAAGAAGUAUGAAUGCCCUGACUUCUGCGGAGGUUAUAUCACCGUAAACGCUGCAUGGCCCAAUGCAGACGUCGGAUUCACCGCGCCACGCCUUUUAGGAUACACAUCAUGAAAUAUGUCGAGACACAUUAGACAGUAGCCUACAAGUAGCAAAAUAAAACUGAUUUGAAAUAUGCCUAUAGUUUACUGUUUGUUUUAAUGCAGCCAAUCUUGGUUUUCAUUUGAAGCCUCUUUUUAUACGUUGCUUGACUUGUAUCAAUUGCAAAGACAUUGGCAACUUCUGUAUUUGUAGUCAACUUUGUUCUGAAGUUAUCGCGGUCACGGAGAGACGUAUACAUCUUGUGAUUCUCUAUGUUUAGUGGAUCUGUGUAUAAAGUGGGAGGGCAGGGAACCAUCCAACGACACAUUUAACUGUUCUACGAGUGGUCUGAGGCAGGCGUUAGAUUACGAGCGUUUUUCAAGUGCAACGUUAAUAACGAUGGUUUUGGGAAACAGCUCUGAGAUUUAACCAUGCUCCUACAAAGAUUCUAUGAACUUAUGCCACGUUCACGUGCUAGUUGGCACUAGGAAAUGUGAAAUAUUUCUGACUUGCUAACUGGUUGAACAUGACACGCGUAUAACUACAACCUGUUAGGAAGUCGGAAAUGUCAGAGUUCCGACUAUAACGUGAACGCGGCGUUAGCCUUAAGAUGCUUUUGGGAAACCAGGCCCUGGGCGUUAGAGGAGACGCAUCACGCUCAUCGUCAACAACUCGAACGCACAGAUACUGGAGCACAUAGUACCUAUUGCCCACCAGCUAGUUAUUAUAGUGAGAUGUGGUGGACAAGAGUAAGUAUUUAUCACAUUGCUACUAGUUUGUAAACAGCUGACAGUUUUCAGACUGACAUAGUAGUAGAUAGGUCAGUGAAUAUGGGCCACCCAGAACCAAAUCUUGUGUGAAUGCUUGCCUCUGGAUUUGGGCAAUUCCAAGGGAACAGAAUAAUGCUGAGACACAGAUUUUAUCAUUUUGAAAUAUGUGCCAAACAAAAACUAAAGAUUUGCAAAGUUAAACAAACCAUACAACUCCAUGCACAAGGAUGACUUUUAAGAAUAUCUUACAAAAACACAUUUACUUGAUGCAGGGUGCAAAGUUUGGUAACAUUAACAGGAUCACGGUUUGUGCUAUUUGUGCCGUCAUUCUGUUACCAAACUUUGCAUCUGCACUGUUCUUCAAGUAAAUGUGUUUUUCCAUCCUUGUGCAUAGAGUUAUGUGGUUUAACUUUGCAAUCAUUGGUUUUUGUUUGGCAUACAUUUUAAAAGUGAAAAAUCAGAGUCUCAGAAUCAUUCUGUUAUCGUGGAAUUGCCCACUUGGUUCUGAAGGUGGGUGUGACGGUGGUGAACCCCUCCCCUUUCAAACAUAAAAAAAAUGCAGAUGUAGGUGCCCCCCCCCCCCCCCCCCCCCCCCCCCGAAAUCAUGAUUGGUCCAAAUAAUCGGUGACUCAAUCAUCGCACCGGUAGACGUUUUCUUCAUAUCCCACAGCCUACGUAACAUUUUGCUAUGAAUGUUAAGGAGAGAUCAAUCAAGACUCUGUUCAAGCAAAUCAAUGUCCUUAAUUCAUUCAACCCUAAUCAGUUACUGUAUGUUGUGUUUGUUUUGCAGGAGAAGACUGACGUGGAGGGGACCCUGUUUGUGUACACAAGGUAUAAUGGGUCUUUUACGAUGCUAGCUAAUUACUUUCUCUGUGUACUUCCCCCGGGAGCGCUGAAACUUGGUUGGAUCCGUCCCAAAUGUUGCCCUAUAUAGGGAAUAGGGUGCCAUUUGGGACCAGUCUCUGUGUAUACUUCAGCUGUGAGCUGAGAAGCCUGCCUCCAUCAGGUUAAACAUAAUGGGCUUAGUGGGCUAGCUACGUCAGCCUCACUCUGAACAGAUUGGUUAUCACUCAGUAGACUAUUCUGGCCUGUAGCCUGGAAGAGCCAUGACUACUCCCACACACCCUAUCCCACCCAGGAAAUGGGUCAUAAACAUGUAAUACCUUUCUGUUUCCUUAUAGGCCUACUUGAACAUGUAAUACCUUUCUGUUUCCUUAUAGGCCUACUUGAACAUGUAAUACCUUUCUGUUUCCUUAUAGGCCUACUUGAACAUGUAACACCUUUCUGUUUCCUUGUAGGCCUACUUGAACAUGCAGCACCUUUCUGUUUCCUUGUUGUCCUACUUGAACAUGCAACACCUUUCCGUUUCCUUGUAGGCCUACUUGUACAUACAUUACCACUGUAGUUCUUGUACUCUUAAGAAAAUUCUCAAACUCCGAUGCAUGCAUGUACUUACUGGUUAGUUUCCAGGCUGUUAGCGUGUUACACAGGUUAUUGAACUUGUAUGUAAUGUAAAGUACCUCCCGCUUUUAUUUAAAUGUUUUUAUUCAUGCCCUCCUGUGUACUUUGCUAUUAACUCUGGUAUAAGGCCUGUGCAAUGUAAAGUCCCUUAGCUCUUUCUAUUCAUGUCCUCCUGUUUGUCCUCAGGCUGGCGUCUCCCAGACAUGGCUUCACCAUAAUGAACAGGCUGAGCAUGGAGAACCUGACUGAACCCAUCACUAAAGACCUGGACUUCCAACUGCAGGACCCCUUCCUCCUCUACAGGAACGCUCGCUGUAAGUCCCCUGGGUUGUUCAGCCUGCCUACUCAGUCCCUGGGCUGUUCAGCCUGCCUACUCAGUACCUGGGCUGUUCAGCCUGCCUACUCAGUACCUGGGCUGUUCAGCCUGCCUACUCAGUACCUGGGCUGUUCAGCCUGCCUACUCAGUCCCUGGGCUGUUCAGCCUACCCACUCAGUCCCUGGGCUGUUCAGCCUACCCACUCAGUCCCCUGGGCUGUUCAGCCUGCCUACUCAGUCCCUGGGCUGUUCAGCCUACCCACUCAGUCCCCUGGGCUGUUCAGCCUGCCUACUCAGUCCCCUGGGCUGUUCAGCCUGCCUACUCAGUCCCCUGGGCUGUUCAGCCUACCUACUCAGUCCCCUGGGCUGUUCAGCCUGCCUACUCAGUCCCCUGGGCUGUUCAGCCUGCCUACUCAGUCCCCUGGGCUGUUCAGCCUGCCUACUCAGUCCCCUGGGCUGUUCAGCCUGCCUACUCAGUCCCCUGGGCUGUUCAGCCUGCCUACUCAGUCCCCUGGGCUGUUCAGCCUGCCUACUCAGUCCCCUGGGCUGUUCAGCCUGCCUACUCAGUCCCCUGGGCUGUUCAGCCUGCCUACUCAGUCCCCUGGGCUGUUCAGCCUACCUAUUCAGUACCUGGGCUGUUCAGCCUGCCUACUCAGUACCUGGGCUGUUCAGCCUACCCACUCAGUACCUGGGCUGUUCAGCCUACCUAUUCAGUACCUGGGCUGUUCAGCCUACCUAUUCAGUACCUGGGCUGUUCAGCCUGCCUACUCAGUACCUGGGCUGUUCAGCCUACCUAUUCAGUACCUGGGCUGUUCAGCCUGCCUACUCAGUACCUGGGCUGUUCAGCCUACCUACUCAGUACCUGGGCUGUUCAGCCUGCCUACUCAGUACCUGGGCUGUUCAGCCUGCCUACUCAGUACCUGGGCUGUUCAGCCUACCUACUCAGUACCUGGGCUGUUCAGCCUACCUACUCAGUACCUGGGCUGUUCAGCCUGCCUACUCAGUACCUGGGCUGUUCAGCCUACCUAUUCAGUACCUGGGCUGUUCAGCCUACCUACUCAGUACCUGGGCUGUUCAGCCUACCUACUCAGUACCUGGGCUGUUCAGCCUACCUAUUCAGUACCUGGGCUGUUCAGCCUACCUAUUCAGUACCUGGGCUGUUCAGCCUACCUACUCAGUACCUGGGCUGUUCAGCCUGCCUACUCAGUACCUGGGCUGUUCAGCCUACCUAUUCAGUACCUGGGCUGUUCAGCCUACCUAUUCAGUACCUGGGCUGUUCAGCCUACCUAUUCAGUACCUGGGCUGUUCAGCCUACCUAUUCAGUACCUGGGCUGUUCAGCCUACCUACUCAGUACCUGGGCUGUUCAGCCUGCCUAUUCAGUACCUGGGCAUUUGAAUACCUUAGUCCAUCAGUGUGUAUAUAUCACCAUAGGAACUAUGUGUCCAUCAGUGUGUAUAUAUCACCACAGGAACUAUGUGUCCAUCAGUGUGUAUAUAUCACCACAGGAACUAUGUGUCCAUCAGUGUGUAUAUAUCACCACAGGAACUAUGUGUCCAUCAGUGUGUAUAUAUCACCACAGGAACUAUGGGUCCAUCAGUGUGUAUAUAUCACCACAGGAACUAUGUGUCCAUCAGUGUGUAUAUAUCACCAUAGGAACUAUGUGUCCAUCAGUGUGUAUAUAUCACCACAGGAACUAUGUGUCCAUCAGUGUGUAUAUAUCACCACAGGAACUAUGUGUCCAUCAGUGUGUAUAUAUCACCACAGGAACUAUGGGUCAGAGGUAUAGGCCUGUAGAUGUUGAUCUUUGCAUUCCAGGUCAUAUUUAUUUAAGUCCUGCUAGGCUACACAUCUCGGAAGAUUUUCAUUUGAUUAGAACAAAUCUUACAUUUCUAGAAAGAGAUUGAAUGUGAAUCAUGGUCAAUACUACUGGAGAGGUCAGCAUAGUUUAAACAGAUUGAAGAUGAAGCUAACUUUCUUCCAAGUGGCAUAGGCCAGGAUUCCUGGACAAUCAUGGAACACUUCAUUAAAUGAGAGAACUAUUUGCGGAGUGCAGACCAGACCUGGGUUCAAACACUAUUUUGAAAUCUUUAAAAAACCUUUGAGCGUAUCCCCUAGCCCGGCUGGGGUGCCUGAUGGGUGGGAUUUAUAGUUUGGGGACUAUUCUAUUAGUGCGUUAAGCCAGACAAGCUCAAUCAAGCCCAAAUAAAGUGUUUGAAAUGACUUCGAAUAGUAUUUGAACCCAGGUCGGUUGCAGACUGAGAGACUCAGUGCUGCAGACACACACACACACACACACCCUGAGGAGAGGAGCCUGGAGCCGUCUCUAGUCUAGUGGCUGUGGCCCCACAGGUCCAUAUAUGGUCCAGAGGUAUUUUGGUGGCAGUAGUCCCAGGUUUGAGUGCCUCUGUGCCGGUUUUCUACCGCAAGUGUCCUGCCAACACCAGGGAUCCAGCCUACAUUAGAUACAAACCAACCCUUCAUUGUAAGUCAAACACACCACACACACACUGAUGCACACAUCAUUCUCAGUGACAGACCGGUGGAAUGCUUUGUUUAAGAUAUUGCUGGAGUCCUCGUUCUGUUUGGGUUAUAGUCCUCUAAUUAUUAGACAUUUACACACAAACAGAACUGUCCUGAGGGGAAAAAAUAUAGCUAACAGAGUUAUUUAUAUGGGAUGUUUAGAACACCACACGUCCCUCAAAAUGACCUUUCACGAGUGGUCACGGAAUCUUAUCACUAAACAAAUAUUUCAGCAUGGGGUCAUUAGCUGGUGGAAGUGCCAGCCAGGCCAAUUAGAAUGUUGUCUCUGCUGUGACAUCAUUAUUAUGUGACGUUGACAGCAGGGUUUCUGAUAGCCUGUAAUAGCUGGCUUUUGGACAAAAAAAAAGAUCUAUAUAGAAAAGCCGAUAAAUACAAUUGGUGCCGGCCAAUUGUCCGGGAGAAGAAGGGAAAAAAUCCCAUUGAAAAAUAAUGCUUUUUAGUCAAUUGAUGGAAAUACCAGUCGAUGGAAAUACAUUUGACUGGUCAUACUCAUCGGUCUAUAGGUUAAUUUGCAUAAUUUAGUGGAAUUAAAUGUGGGCGUGUGUCCAGUAUUCAUGAUGCAUCUUUAUUUAUCACCCCGUACAGAUGCAGAGCCUUAGAGCUGAAAACCUGUCAGACAGAGAGCUGCUGCGGCAUCUCAAACAGCAAAUGCAACGGAAGGCAGGCUUCAUCAGAGAGUAACACCACUUUGCAAUGAGCUGGAGGCAGUAUGCAUUUUGAAAACAUUUUACUUAACUGUUUGAAACCUUAAUGUUUGAAUACAUAUUAUGAGGUAUAUCUUAACUUGCUUCAAUGUAGCCUAGCCAAAAUAAGAUCUGUGGAGGAAAUAAUUUUAUUUAAACUUUCUUUCAUUGUCCAGUAGCCAAAGGCCCAAUCCUAGUCAUAUUAGCAACCCAUGCUAGUUGUUGCAUCUUUAGAUCUCCCCUCUUUCUACAUUUCUAACGGAUAUUUUCAUCUCUGUCACAUGAAACCGCUCGCAUCGGGCAGUGUCCUUUUGACAACUUGUUUCCCCACCAGUUGCUUUAUGGAACGAACAGCCGCUCGUAGCCUUCUGCCUUGUGCGCUUUGAUGCGCUGAUAAUGUUCAGAAAUAAUAGUUUUAUCAACAUUUUUAAAGCUAAACGUUCUGAUCUGUCGCAUCAGACAUUGCUUUUUAAUGUUUGUUAUGUAGCCUAGGUCUACUGGUUGGAUGAAUUUGGGAUCCAUCGUCCCACAACUGUCCCAGAGUCAGUUUGGAACAGGCUAUUGUUUUCUCGACAAGCUGACCAAUAGAAUAGGUUAACUUUUCUACUAUGGGUGAUAGUAGAUUGACAUAGGCUAGUGAUUUUGCUGUUGGUUACUCGUCUUGUUGGCUGAGGAAAAGUACAUGUGGACAAGUUAUUUCUAACAUCUUCAAAGUGCACAUUAGAAUUCAGGAAGAAGGACCCGCAUAUCGUUGCAUCCUCGACUUGCGUGUUCUGUUAAUAUGAACGACCAUCAUCUAAAUGGGAUUUCUGUCAUUCUGAGGACCGUAGGGUGGACGCCCUAAUCAGGUUACGCACCCAAUGCAUAUGGGUCCGGUAAAUUUCUCAAAUGUCCGGUAAAUUAAAAUGCAUGCCGGUCAGCUACACAUUUUACCUAACGGAAAACCUGAUUGACAGGGUGACAAAAAAGGCUAAGAAACACACCUGAGACAGGCCACUACAGAAGGAAUAGGGUGCCAUUUGGGACACGGCCACUACAGAAGGAAUAGGGUGCCAUUUGGGACACGGCCACUACAGAAGGAAUAGGGUGCCAUUUGGGACACGGCCACUACAGAAGGAAUAGGGUGCCAUUUGGGACACGGCCACUACAGAAGGAAUAGGGUGCCAUUUGGGACACGGCCACUACAGAAGGAAUAGGGUGCCAUUUGGGACACGGCCACUACAGAAGGAAUAGGGUGCCAUUUGGAACACUGCUAUAUGACAACACUUUGACGCUUUCCUUACCUCCUGGCCGUACGUAGGUGUACCCCAUCUCUGUCUCUGAGAUGAGCAUCCCCUUGGCUGCCCGAACCUCCGGCUCCUCUUGAAGACGCUCAUGUUUGGGUUUACGCUGGAACAACCACCCCAACAUAGUCCCUCUAAGACGAUAGUCUAGUAGUAGUAGUAGUAGUGUUGUGGAGCUGCUGCUAGGUCACAACGUUUACACAACGUUUAGACAAUGUUUUCUCUGGUACUGCUGAGGUACCCGUCUAUCCUCUUCUUCUUACAGACCUUCCUAUUCUCCUUGUCUCGGUCCCUUGCCUCUUUUCCAAAGGAGGACUUCUGCUUUAGUGCUGCAAGGUGACAACCAACGUUCAGACAACGUUUACUCUGGUACUGCUGAGAUACUAGUCUCCUGUCUGUCUGUCCUCUGGUACUGCUGAGAUACUAGUCUCCUGUCUGUCUGUCUGUCCUCUGAUAUUGCUGAGAUACUAGUCUCCUGUCUGUCUGUCUGUCCGCUGGUACUGCUGAGAUACUAGUCUCCUGUCUGUCCUCUUCCUUUAACACCCCCCUUUUGUUCUAUGAGGAAAUAAUGAACCAAUAGAACCCUUUCUCUGCCUCAGUCUCUGGUUUAAAAUACUGAGGUACCUGACCGCUCUAUUCUGCUCCUGUACCUGUCUCUCCUCCUGUUCCAGUCUCUCCUCCUUUACCGGCCUCUCCUCCUCCUGUACCUGUCUCUCCUCCUCCUGUACCUGUCUCUCCUCCUCCUGUACCUGUCUCUCCUCCUCCUGUACCCGUCUCUCCUCCUCCUGUACCCGUCUCUCCUCCUCCUGUACCCGUCUCUCCUCCUCCUGUACCCGUCUCUCCUCCUCCUGUACCCGUCUCUCCUCCUCCUGUACCCGUCUCUCCUCCUCCUGUACCUGUCUCUCCUCCUCCUGUACCUGUCUCUCCUCCUCCUGUACCUGUCUCUCCUCUAACAGUACAGUCUUCUCAGAGAGACUGCCUGGUGUGAGACUUGGUGAUGUCUCAGUCCUUCCCAGAGAGAGUAGUAGGGGAGUCUAACCAGAGUAGUCCCCUGUAGCUACUAAGCUAAGUGGUCUCUCAGCUCCUCCAGAGAUGUCUCUCUCUCUCUCUCUCCUCGCUGCCCUCGCUGGUUCUUUAUUUUCCCAGGGUUUGGAGCGUCUGUCUGGUCCUUUUCCCAGGGGGUGACCUUUGGCUCUCCACAGCCCCAGGCAGGGCAGCUCAGGGUACACAGCUCAGGGGGGCAGACAGGGUGGCAGCAGACAGACCGUAGCAGAUCCAGCUACUCAGAACUCCCAGUGCUUUUACCCGCUGUCCUCACUGACUCAGUUACUCUCUCACUGUAGUCUCUCUCUCUGUCAGUCAGGAGCCAGCAUGCUCUAUUCUACUGGCUGGCGUUCAGUCCUUCCCUCAGUCUCCACCCUGCUUCCCUCACUCUUCCCUCCUUUCUCUCUCCUCCUUCCUUAUCUCUCCCCCUGUCCUCUCUUUUUUUUGGGCCGACCGGCGUGCCGGGGUGUUAUCUCCCUGCCUGGCCUAUUUGAGGCUGCGUGAGCUCUACUCUGAUGGAGGUGUCAGGAGAAGUGUUCCUGGUCUGCCUGUCAACAGGUCUCCUGUCUCAGUCACGCUGAGUAGAGUAGUGGCCUGGCCUGGCUUCUAACUCUCUCUGAUCCAGAGCCUCAAUAACCCCUCUACCCCUCUACCCACCCUAUGGUCCCUACCCCUCUACCCCCCCCCUAUGGUCCCUACCCCUCUACCCCCCCUAUGGUCCCUACCCCUCUACCCCCCCUAUGGUCCCUACCCCACCACCCAAUGAUCCGGCCCCAGCCUGCCCUAACCCUGGAUAACUGCCACAGAGACAUUUGUCCUUUCCCAUAGCACAUAUAUGUCUGUAACAUUGAUGUAGGCUACCCUGAGUAAUUAUGACACUAAGACGCCAAUGUGGUCAUGGUGACAGAACCCAGAACCUGCACUUAAUCCAUAACAAUGUCAUGAAUCAUGACUAAAGAUGGUGACGAGAUCAACACAGGACUGUUAUGUAUUUAUCUUUAUUUAAUCCAUGAUAGUCCACUCGGGUGAAAGUCGUCACAGUUUCCAAGAAGUUAACGUGGUCUUGCGUGAGUCAUGACUUGCGUUUUAAUAAUGACAGUAGGUAAUCCCACGGUGUCUCAAUGGUGGAAUAUAUUGUCCUCUGCUGAACACAGCCCGGUCUCCCCUUCCUGGAAUCUAUCGGUAUAUCUUCCGUUCCGGGAAUGUCCGGAACCAUCCUGGAUGAACAGUGCCCCAGUAGGAGGAAUUGUUUGUGUGAAGCACCGUCUCCACUGUAAUCCCUCGGGGUGUGUCCCAAUAAUAUCUCACUUCCCCUAAAGUGUUCACUACUUCCCACUAAUCUAAAAAGCAUUGUGUUGGCGGAGGCAUGGGCUAGAAGGGGAGUUUACACCGUGUUUCAUUUUCAAACCAGUGAAGGGGAGUGAACAAGUGCACACUUCGGGAGGAAGGAGAGAUAAUUGGGACACAGCCCCGAUUCCUCCUCUCAGACUGCCUGCCAGGAAGGAACACAUCAGGGAGCCUGCCAACACACACACACACAGCAGUGAACCUAUUUCAACAGUCACCAACAUUCAUCGUUCAGGUUAUUUUAGACUUUAGAUCCUAUUCCCAGAUUGGUACUUAUUUAUCUCCACUGUAUACCACUGUUUAUGUCCCCAUGGACCAUGUCUUAUAGCCCCACCACACACACACACACACACACACACAGGAUCACACACACACACACAGGAUCACACACACACACACAGGAUCACACACACACACCCAGAGGAUCACACACACACACACAGAGGAUCAUAUCACACACACACACCCAGAGGAUCACACACAGAGGAUCACACACACACAUGUUCUAUCUUUCAUUACUUUCUCACAGUGUUUUGUGAUGGCUGGGAAAUGAAACGACUCCCAUGGUGCUAGCUGGUGUAUUUAGCGAUGACUCUAUGUCUGAGGGGGGUGGACUGAUGUUGACGCUGCACUGCAGUCUGUUUUGCCUGGAUUUAGAUUGGAGCCUCGAUUGCGGCCAUUGACUGACCUGUGACCUGUCUCGCUCCCUGCGCUGCUCUCUCUCUCUCUCUCUCUCUCUCUUUCUCUAGUAGCUAUCUAUGGCAUCUGGUUCUAUGAUAAGGCGGACUGCCAGCGCAUCGCAGAGCUUAUGAAGAAGUGAGUAACACCUCUCCCUCUCUGUGUCCCCAUGGCGCUGUCCUUGCAAGCUAUCAUCACUCACUAUCUACCACCAGCUACUAGCCCCUGGUGUCUGUCCACACUGCUGCACUAAAACACUGGUGUCUGUGUCUGUCCACACUGCUCCACUAAAAGCACUCCAUCAUAGUUAAAUCAUGUAAACAUUGUUUUAUUAAGCAUUCGCUGCGGCAGCAUUCCCCUGCUGGAUACAAAGGCACCUAGUGAACUAAUAGCUGUCAGAUUAAUACUAAGUGGCUGUGUCUCUAAUGCUACCCUUUUCCAUAUAUAGUGCACUACUUUGGACCAGGGCCUGCAUUGGGCCAGACCAUUGCCAAUUCAUAACAGCACAGACACACACGCACAGGCACAGACACACUCACAGAGACACACACAUACACACACACAGUGAUUUAAACCCUACCAGUUUCCAGUUGAUUUAUGUAAUGAUUGUUGUGUAGUGGCCUCCCUAGUGAAUGACCAUCUGUUACUGUGUGUGAGACCGUGUAAAAAUGAAAUGUGACUGUGCGUGUAAACACAUAAUCGAGGUUUGCUCAAUCUCCUGUCAAUGCAGUCGAAUUAUUGCAUGCUCUCUCACUCACUCACUCACUCCCUCACUCUCUCACUCACUCCCUCACACAGACACUCACUCACUCACUCACUCACUCACACAGACACUCUAACCUCUUCUCUCUCCAGUCUGACGAAGCAGGAACAGGCCCUAGCCCAGCUGGGUCAACAGGCACAGGGUCAGGGGGGCUUGGUGUCUCCUCGAGCCCUGGAGGCAGCAGGGGACCCUGGGAAGGGACAAGGAGUGGACAUCCUGCAGAUGCUGACCAAAGCACGCAAUGAGUAUGACAAGGUAGGUACCUACUGUAUGUGCUAGCACUAUGACACGGUACUAACCCACCACUACCACUAGGGGGCACUAAGGCAUAUAUAACAAGGCUGCUGCCUGUGAUUUCUGUAAGUAUUUCUGAGGAAAUAAAAUGUUUGCUGCUGUGGCAUAAUGUGUGCAUGCUAAUAUAUUCCUGAAUGCACCUCUGUCUCUCUCACUCUGUCUCUGUCUCUGUCUGUCUCUCUGUCUCUCUGUCUCUCUGUCUCUCUGUCUCUCUCUCUCUCUCUCUCUCUCUCUCUCUCUCUCUCUCUCUCUCUCUCUCUCUCUCUCUUUAUCUCUUUCUUUAUCUCUCUCUCUCUCUCUCUUUCUUUCUCUCUCUCUCCCUCUGUCUCUCCCCCUGUCUCCCUCUCUCCCCCUCUCCUCUCAGGGUGGUAAUCCAGAGCCUAAGGAGAUAGGAGGAUGUAAUGUCCUUGAUGACAACCCCAACCUGAUCAAACCUAUCCCUGUCAAACCUAUGGAGAGAUAUCCCCAGGCUGUGCUACAGGAGAGGCCUGUUCAGGUACACGCAGCCUUUCACCUUAUUGAACACAAUGGAAAUAAGGUGUUCCACCUGUGUGGCUAGAAUUAGUGUUUUUUAAAUGGUCAAAUGAAUGAUUUCUAACACAGUGUUGACCUGGUAUCACAGGUAUUCUCUGCUGUUUGGUUACCUUAUGUUCUCUCCUGUCUGUUUCACACCACCUAUCUCUCACCCUCUCUCUCCAUCCUCUUUCCCUCUCUUAGGAUAGUCAAGGAGAGCCCAGGCCUCUCUCUCUGGCCACUCUGUUUGGUGUCCAGCAGCCCAGACCAGAGCUGGUCUCUCCCAUGGCUGGGUCAGGGUCAGGAGGUCCAGGGUCCCAGCCCCAGGGUAAGCCUGGAGGUGUCCGUCCGGCGGUGGCCCGCUCCCUGUCCUACGAGGACCCAGUCCAGGCCCAGGAAGGGGUUCUGAUCUCAGGUAGCAGCCCCCCACAGCACUGCCCUGCCUUCCAGAAGCUCAUGAGGGAUGCUUCCUCCUUCUCCUCCCAGCCUCAGAACCAGCUCCAGAGAGGGGGUCCCAUGGAGCUGCUCCAACCCGUCUCCGAGUCACCCGAGAACAGGCUGCAUGAGAACGGAGCCCCCUCUGCCCUCCAACACCACCAGCAGAUCCAGGCCAGACAAGACCCCAUCCAGAGACUGUUCCAGAACCAUCCCACUUCCACCACCCCUUCGAUGGCCUCCUCCACUCCCUGUUGUUCCCACCCCCCUCCUCCUCUCAUCCCUGGCCUCCAGUCUGCCCGUCCUCAGCCUCUCCUGGUGGAUGCUUUGGGCUUCCCUGGUUCUCAACACCAUCACCACCACCCUCACCUCCACCUCCCCCCUCACCAGGCCCAGCCGCUGUACUUCAGACCCACCAAGCCCCCCCAGAUGCUGGUGCCCUUGCAGCCCUCACACCCCUCCCAGUCUCAGCCUCUCCACCAAACCCAGCCUGGUCAUCCUCAACCUCAAUCACAGCCCUCUCACCCUUUCCCCUCCUUCCAGCAACCCCAGUCCCACCCCCAGCCCUUUCACCUCCAACCCCAGCCAGGUCACCCCCAGCCGGUGCAGCUAACUGGUGUCGUCUCCCCCCAUGAGCUGCUCCAGAGGCUGCAGCUGGUUCAACAGGAGCAGAGUCUGGUCCCGGAGCCCACUAGGCCUUCCUCCAACCUGGCCCCCCGCUUCCACGAGCCAGCCCCCCCAGCCAUGGGGCAGCACGGCCAGCAGUCAGCUCAUUCUACAGCCAGGUCUCUGGACAGUUGGGCUGACAUGAACUCUGCAGGCACCGCUGCUCAGAAGUUCCAGGUAAAAAAACAAACAUAUCCUAUCUGACUCAAAGGACCAUAUAAAGUGCUGGAGUGGUUUUGUACAGGGAGGGAUCUGGGUUCGUAGAAGUAAGGUCUCUAACCAUCCCCUCUCCAUCUCCAGGUGAUCUCCCCCAAGCGUAUCCCAGCCACGGUGGCUCCUACCCUCCUCCUGUCCCCCAGUGUCUUCUCCCAGGCCAAGCGCCCCCAGCCCAAAGCCCCUGGGGACCCCCACUGCUCACCUGGCCCUCAUCCUCCCUCAGCCCUUCUGGCCCCACAGGCCCCUGAGGACCCCCACCCCAGGGGCCUCUCUAAGAACCAGCUCCAGGCCACCCUGCUGCACCUCAUACAGGUAGGAGAGAGAGAGGAUGAGACAUACUCAGGCUGUUUUUACAGAAACAAAGUUAUGUACACUGAACAAAAAUAUAAACGCAACAUGCAACAAUUUCAAAGAUUUGAUGGAGUUCCAGUGGUCACCAACCGGUCGAUCUUCAAGGCAUUCCUAGUCGAUCACCAAACAUUCCUGGAGGAAAGCCAAUGAUAAAGGCUUGUGCUCCUUUUAUUAUUAUUUGUGUUGCUGUUGGUGGUAGGUGGACUUGGUUCAGAAGCCCUGUUGGUGGUAGGUGCACUUGAUUCAGGAAGCCCUGUUGGUGGUAGGUGCACUUGAUUCAGGAAGCCCUGUUGGUGGUAGGUGCACUUGAUUCAGGAAGCCCUGUUGGUGGUAGGUGCACUUGAUUCAGAAGCCCUGUUGGUGGUAGGUGCACUUGAUUCAGGAAGCCCUUUUGGUGGUAGGUGCACUUGAUUCAGGAAGCCCUGUUGGUGGUAGGUGCACUUGAUUCAGGAAGCCCUGUUGGUGGUAGGUGCACUUGAUUCAGAAGCCCUGUUGGUGGUAGGUACACUUGAUUCAGGAAGCCCUGUUGGUGGUAGGUGCACUUGAUUCAGAAGCCCUGUUGGUGGUAGGUGCACUUGAUUCAGAAGCCCUGUUGGUGGUAGGUGCACUUGAUUCAGGAAGCCCUGUUGGUGGUAGGUGCACUUGAUUCAGGAAGCCCUGUUGGUGGUAGGUGCACUUGAUUCAGGAAGCCCUGUUGGUGGUAGGUGCACUUGAUUCAGGAAGCCCUGUUGGUGGUAGGUGCACUUGAUUCAGAAGCCCUGUUGGUGGUAGGUACACUUGAUUCAGGAAGCCCUGUUGGUGGUAGGUGCACUUGAUUCAGAAGCCCUGUUGGUGGUAGGUGCACUUGAUUCAGAAGCCCUGUUGGUGGUAGGUGCACUUGAUUCAGGAAGCCCUGUUGGUGGUAGGUGCACUUGAUUCAGAAGCCCUGUUGGUGGUAGGUGCACUUGAUUCAGGAAGCCCUGUUGGUGGUAGGUGCACUUGUUCAAGAAGCCUGUUGGUGGUAGGUGCACUUGAUUCAGAAGCCCUGUUGGUGGUAGGUGCACUUGAUUCAGAAGCCCUGUUGGUGGUGGUGCACUUGAUUCAGAAGCCCUGUUGGUGGUAGGUGCACUUGAUUCAGAAGCCCUGUUGGUGGUAGGUGCACUUGAUUCAGAAGCCCUGUUGGCGGUAGGUGCACUUGGUUCAGAAGCCCUGUUGGUGGUAGGUGCACUUGAUUCAGAAGCCCUGUUGGUGGUAGGUGCACUUGAUUCAGAAGCCCUGUUGGUGGUGGUGCACUUGAUUCAGAAGCCCUGUUGGUGGUAGGUGCACUUGAUUCAGAAGCCCUGUUGGUGGUAGGUGCACUUGAUUCAGAAGCCCUGUUGGUGGUAGGUGCACUUGAUUCAGAAGCCCUGUUGGUGGUAGGUGCACUUGAUUCAGAAGCCCUGUUGGCGGUAGGUGCACUUGGUUCAGAAGACUUGUGCACCAGGUAGGCAAAGUGUUCCCAUUUUGAACCAUUUCAUUUGUCUGAAAAGACAAACUCCCCCUGCCCAGCGGACUGGGAGGUCUGUGGCUAAAUAAAGUUUGCCUGCUGCGCUGGCCAAUCUGAUAUCUCAAAUCGCCGUUCCUACAGCUUCCACGACCCCAGCCACAGCAACGUUUCAUACUAGCCUACAUGAGAUUUCAUAAUUUAAAAAACCCAUCUUCAGAGAGAGACUUGCAAAGAGCUGCUGUUUUAUACGAGUGAGUUCAUGUCCACGUUUAUUCAGCACUGUCAACAUUUGCCCUGCAGCUGCAAUGAAUGAGUAGCUAUGUGUAUCGACAGCCCUGCAUUUUAAUUAUUAUUAUUAGCAGCUCAUCUUGUCUAUUUUAAUAUCGAGGAUAUUUCUCUGGUCGUAGGAACAAUAUGAAUUUGUGCAUGAGGCAGACGCGGUGCGACUCGAGUUGCUCACGCCGCUGAGACUAAUGCCAUGUUCAACACUACUGGGAACUCUGAAAUCUCCGACUUCAGUGCGUUCAAGACAAUUAGGAUCUCGGAAAAAAGCUAGAUCCGACUUGGAUUUUAUUUUGGAACGGUCAUCCAAGUCGGAAACUCUGGCAUCUUUCUAGAGCUCCGACUUUCUGACCUGAAGAUCACUGACAUCAUGACGUCACGAUUUCUCCAGAGUUCCCAGUUUUCUUUGAAAGCACCAUGACCAUCAGAUGCAGGUACCAUCAGUCAGUAAAAUAAAAAAAACGAAAUUAUUUCGAUUUAUGCUCAGCUGUGCCUCGCAAGUACUACACCAACUGAUCUAUUUAGUUAUCAAAGCUGGAGUUUUGAAAUAUAAUACACUAUUGUUAGGCCCGACAUAUAGCCAACAUGCUGUGAUAAUGUAUUACUACACAAACCUCAUUCCUACAGAACGGUUUUUAUGAGGUUAAUGUUUUAAAAAAUGAAGUCAUGUUUUUAAAGUAUUCUUAGCAGUAGAUCUCUGGCUUGCUUUCUGACUGCGAAAGGUUGGUGACCACUGAUUAUAAGGAAAUCAGUCCAUUUUAAAUUAAUUAAUUGGGCCCUAAUCUAUGGAUUUCACAUGACUGGGAAUACAGAUAUGCAUCUGUUGGUCACAGAUACCUUUUUUUAAAAAGGUAGGGGCAUGGAUCAGAAAACCAGUCAGUAUCUGGUGUGACCAGCAUUUGCCUCAUGCAGCGCGAUACAUUUCCUUCGCGUAGAGUUGAUCAGGCUGUUGAUUGCGGCCUGUGGAAUGUUGUCCCACCCUUCAAUGGCUGUACGAAGUUGCUGGAUAUUGGAGGGAACAGCAACACGCUGUCGAUCCAGAGCAUCCCAAACACGCUCAAUGAGUGAUAUGUCUGGUGAGUAUGCAGGCCAUGAAACAACUGGGACAUUGUCAGAUUCCAGGAGUUGUGUACAGUUCAUUGCGACAUGGGGCUGUGCAUUAUCAUGCUGAAACAUGAGGUGAUGGUGGCGGAUGAAUGGCACAACAAUGGGCCUCAGGAUCUCGUCACGGUAUCUCUGUGCAUUCAAUUGCCAUCGAGAAAAUGCAAUUGUGUUCGUUGUCUGUAGCUUAUGCCUGCCCAUACCAUAACCCCACCGCCACCAUGGGGCACUCUGUUCACAACGUUGACAUCAGCAAACCGCUCGCUCACAUGACUGCAGUCAGGUCAAGACCCUGAUGAGGACGACGAGCAUGCAGAUGAGCUUCCCUGACAGUUCGGUUGUGUAAACCUACAGUUUCAUCAGCUGUCCGGGUGGCUGGUCUCAGACGAUCCUGCAGGUGAAGAAGCCGGAUGUGGAGAUCCUGGGCUGGCAUGGUUACACAUGGUCUGCGGAUGUGAGGCCGGUUUCUGCCAAAUUCUCUAAAACGACUUUGGAGGCAGCUUAUGGUAGAGAAAUAAACAUUCAGUUCUCUGGCAACAGCUCUGGUGGACAUCCUGCAGUCAGCAUGCCAAUUGCGCGCUCCCUCAACUUGAGACAUCUGUGGCAUUGUGUUGUGUGACAACUGCACAUUUUAGUGGCCUUUUAUUGCCCCUAGCACAAGGUGCACCUGUGUAAUGAUCAUGCUGUUUAAUCAGCUUCCUGAUAUGCCACACUUGUCAGUUGGAUGGAUUAUCUUGGCAAAGGAGAAAUGCUCACUAACAGGGAUGUAAACAAAUUUGUGCACAAAAUUUGAGAGAAAUUAGCUUUUUGUACGUAUGGAAUAUUUCUGGGAUCUUUUAUUUCAGCUCAUGAAACAUGGGACCAACAUGUUGCUUUUUAUAUUUUUUGUUCAAUGUAUUUACAUAAUACUAGCAAUUCUGCAGGCGUCAAACUCUUCCCUCCUGAAGAAGCAGCUCGUCUCACACAGCCAAAUGGGUUGUCCUGGGUUCCUGCCUUUGUUUAUAUAAACUGUCUUUCUACUCAGUACACCGUCAGUCUGUUUAUGUUUGGAAGUCUUUGUACAGUCAGACAGUCUUGCCAAAGGACACUGUCCUGCUAAAGAGAGCUGUUUCAGACCAGCGCAGAGUGCAGACAGACGCACUCAACCUGUCCAAAUGCUAAUGUGUUGUUUCUGUUCCCCGCUCCUGAUCAAAGUACUCUAUCCCUCUCUUAUCUCCCCCUCUCCAUCUCGCUCUCUCUCUCCUCUCCUCUCUCUCUAACGCUCUCUCUUUCCUCCUCUCUCUAACUCUGUCUCGCUCUUCUCUCUCUUUCAGAACGACAGUUCCUUCCUGGAUACCAUCUAUGAGUGCUACGCCCACCGCUUCUCCGCGGAAGCCACCGCAAACAAGUUCUGAGGCCAGGGCCCUGUUUUAACGAGGCACGCAAUGGAAAACGUUUCAAAACGCUUUGCAACGGGAAGUGAUAAUAAGCAUUUCUUAUGGGACAAGUCCAGGGAACCCCUCUCCCUGUUUGUCUGUUUUCUUCCGUUCGGUGCCUAAUGAAUAAGUCCUUGGGGUCAUGCCCAAACCGGCACAAUCAUUUUAUAAUCUAAGCCAUUUGCUGAUCUAGCAAAAUUAGUCUUCCUAAUGUGAGCACUGUGGAUUUAAUCUGUGGAUUCAGAUUACAAGGAAAUUCGAUUUUUGUCAUUUUAAGAUGUUUUUAUCAUAAGAAUACAAUAAUUUAAGGUUGAAUGGGAUAUUGUAGUAGGAGCUAUCAAACAAUUGUACAUGUUUUAGAAUGACUGCACUUGUUUUAAAAGAUACCUCUCAACCAAAAAUGUUUUUCAGGCAUUUGACAAUGUUUAAUUCACUUGAAGUCGGAUUUUCGAAGAAGUUGGAUGAGUUUAUUUGAAUGCUUGUACAGUAUACUGUCUUCAGUAAGUGGAAAGUCCUGUUUUAAAAUAUUGCAAAUCUUAAUCUUGUGUUACCUCACAAUCACUGUUGGGGUAAAAGUUUCCCAAAGGAAGAAUUAGACCAUACUGUAGCACCUGCCAUUUAUUUUCAUAACGCGAUUGGCUUUAUUUCCAAAGGUCUGAAACGCAAAUGUACAACAACACGGUUCUUCCAGAAUCUUCUGUGCUCACACACGCUAGACUAGUUUGAUAGUCGGUUUAUAUGUAUCAAGCAAAGGGUUUAAGACACUAUUUUAUGUUACAAGAGAGAGAUAAUAGAAUAUUUAUUUCUAUUUUUCUAUGCUGUUCUCAUACCAUCCCAGUUAUAUUACAUUUAAAAACACAAAAUUUUGCAAUGACCUGUACCACUGAAACAGGAAUUAGUUUUAAUUCACACAAUCUGGCAUGUAUCAGUUAUUUUCAAACCUGUGGAAUCUGGAGUCUCAUCAUUUUGUUGUUUUGCUUUUGAAAAAACAACUUUUUUUUUUUUUUUUUUUAAACGAGUCAAAUAUUCUGAGGGACUGCAAAGCUCACUACAUGACUUGUUUCUUUUGUAAUGAUUGAACGGUCUCUGAACCACAACUGAAUUGGAAAUAAAUGAAUGUCUUCUUCAAACUCUUCAAACAUGUGGCUCCGGGGUGAAGUUUCCCCAAGGUACAUAUCUAGGAUCAGUUUCCCAAUAUGAACCUUAACCAUUAGUGGGGUAAAUGCUAAACUGACCCAUAUGAACCUUAACCAUUAGUGGGGUAAAUGCUAAACUGACCCAUAUGAACCUUAACCAUUAGUGGGGUAAAUGCUAAACUGACCCAUAUGAACCUUAACCAUUAGUGGGGUAAAUGCUAAACUGACCCAUAUGAACCUUAACCAUUAGUGGGGUAAAUGCUAAACUGACCCAUAUGAACCUUAACCAUUAGUGGGGUAAAUGCUAAACUGAUCCAUAUUAACCUUAACCAUUAGUGGGGUAAAUGCUAAACUGACCCAUAUGAACCUUAACCAUUAGUGGGGUAAAUGCUAAACUGACCCUGGAUCAGUGUCUACGGGCAGCUUCACUCUACUCCAGACGUGGCAGGAAUAACCCACGUCUGUAUUUGCCAGCGUCUCUUCUUUUCACUAUUUUAAGAGGAAAAGGGAUGCCUCCCAAAAUUCACCCUAUUCCCUAUAUAAGUGCACUACUUUUGACCAGAGCCCUACUGCACUGAAUAGGGUGCCAUUUGGGACUCGAUCCUUUAUUUCGGAAUUUUAACUUCUACCAAGUCAGUAUGUCCUUGGGAUGUGGAAAGAGGAACUGAGGAACUUAGGAAUGUGGAAAUGGGUAUUCCAGACUGUCGUUACCUGUGAGAGGUCUGUGGAAGGCAUCCACUUCUCAAGUGCAUUCCAUUCUAAGUGAGAUCAUGCAGAUUAAAAAAUAUAUAUGUACAGUGAGGGGAAAAAAGUAUUUGAUCCCCUGCUGAUUUUGUACGUUUGCCCACUGACAAAGACAUGAUCAGUCUAUAAUUUUAAUGGUAGGUUUAUUUGAACAGUGAGAGACAGAAUAACAACAACAAAAUCCAGAAAAACGCAUGUCAAAAAUGUUAUAAAUUGAUUUGCAUUUUAAUGAGGGAAAUAAGUAUUUGACCCCUCUGCAAAACAUGACUUAGUACUUGGUGGCAAAACCCUUGUUGGCAAUCACAGAGGUCAGAUGUUUCUUGUAGUUGGCCACCAGGUUUGCACACAUCUCAGGAGGGAUUUUGUUCCACUCCUCUUUGCAGAUCUUCUUCGUCAUUAAGGUUUCAAGGCUGACGUUUGGCAACCCGAACCUUCAGCUCCCUCCACAGAUUUUCUAUGGGAUUAAGGUCUGGAGACUGGCUAGGCCACUCCAGGACCUUAAUGUGCUUCUUCUUGAGUGUCUCCUUUGUUGCCUUGGCCGUGUGUUUUGGGUCAUUGUCAUAAUGGAAUACCCAUCCACGACCCAUUUUCAAUGCCCUGGCUGAGGGAAGGAGGUUCUCGCCCAAGAUUUGACGGUACAUGGCCCCGUGCAUCGUUCCUUUGAUGCGGUGAAGUUGUCUUGUCCCCUUAGCAGAAAAACACCCCCAAAGCAUAAUGUUUCCACCUCCAUGUUUGACGGUGGGGAUGGUGUUCUUGGGGUCAUAGGCAGCAUUCCUCCUCCUCCAAACACGGCGAGUUGAGUUGAUGCCAAAGAGCUCGAUUUUGGUCUCAUCUGACCACAACACUUUCACCCAGUUCUCCUCUGAAUCAUUCAGAUGUUCAUUGGCAAACUUCAGACGGGCCUGUAUAUGUGCUUUCUUGAGCAGGGGGACCUUGCGGGCGCUGCAGGAUUUCAGUCCUUCACGGCGUAGUGUGUUACCAAUUGUUUUCUUAGAGAUCAUUGACAAGAUCCUUCCGUGUAGUUCUGGGCUGAUUCCUCACCGUUCUCAUGAUCAUUGCAACUCCACGAGGUGAGAUCUUGCAUGGAGCCCCAGGCCGAGGGAGAUUGACAGUUAUUUUGUGUUUCUUCCAUUUGCGAAUUAUCGCACCAACUGUUGUCACCUUCUCAUCAAGCUGCUUGGCGAUGGUCUUGUAGCCCAUUCCAGCUUAGUGUAGGUCUACAAUCUUGUCCCUGACAUCCUUGGAGAGCUCUUUGGUCUUGGCCAUGGUAGAGAGUUUGGAAUCUGAUUGAUUGAUUGCUUCUGUGGACAGGUGUCUUUUAUACAGGUAACAAACUGAGAUUAGGAGCACUCCCUUUAAGAGUGUGCUCCUAAUCUCAGCUCUUUACCUGUAUAAAAUACACCUGGGAGCCAGAAAUCUUUCUGAUUGAGAGGGGGUCAAAUACUUAUUUCCCUCAUUAAAAUGCAAAUCAAUUUAUAACAUUUUUUACAUGCGUUUUUCUGGAUUUUUUUGUUGUUAUUCUGUCUCUCACUGUUCAAAUAAACCUACCAUUAAAAUUAUAGACUGAUCAUUUCUUUGUCAGUGGGCAAACGUACAAAAUCAGCAGGGGAUCAAAUACUUUUUUCCCUCACUGUAUGUGUUCAAGACAAAUAUAUUCAAAAUAAGUCUUCCCCCUCACUCUCUUUUUCACACCCCAGCAAUAUUGAUAUGCCAGGACUAAUUAGCUCUCAACCUAUACUGUACACUGCAGUAGUUUUCCAAUAGCCAGAUCCAUUUCCAUUUGUCAAACCCGCUCAUGCACACAACCCGAUAAUUAGACCUGUACCCUGGUCCGUUGACAUUCAGGGGGAGGAGAGGUGGGAGGGUAUUAUAUUGAUUGUGUAUUUAGGCAUUUAGUUAUGCUACAAAAAGUAUUGAUAUUCAUAUGUUUUCAUUAUUGAUUACGUUUAACAUCUCUUUUAUAAGUCUGUGAUAUUUAUUAUCAUGUUACGUGAUUGUAUGCUGAAUACAUUUCUGUAAGGAGCUAGUCGUGUAAAAUGACGUGGUGCUCUGUCCUCUCAAAACCUGUUAGCUUGUGUAUUUCUCCUGAAUGAUUCUACGGCUCUCUCAAUUGUCCUCCUUCAUGACACUGAUUUGAAAGAACUGCCCAGGUGAAAUCCAGCCCUAGCCAUGUUGUUUUCUCCUGUCAAGUAUUUUCCAAUCAUUGCAGAUAAAUGGGAGUGGAGGACAUACUUCCAAGAUAUUGAGAUAGAGCUCCAAAUCUCAAUAAAUGGGAAGACCCGCUGAGGGGAAAAUGGAGAAUGCUAUUCAGUUACUCCUAAUCCAACUUAUCAGGAAGAAAAACGUUGCAGUGAUUGACAGAUUUGAACGUUGGGAAUCCCUCUGGAGAAAAUGGAAUGGCAGCUCUCCCCUAAGGUGGCCCUGGAGGGACAUUGGAGACCAACAAUAACGAGCUGUCAAUCAACAUGUAGGCUAUUCUCUCAAUCUCCAGCUGUCUUUACCUCUCCUUCCUUCCUUAGUGUCUGUCUAGGGCUUGCCCCAAAGUACAGGGUUGAAAUGAGUUGAACCAGGCCAGUGUAGGCUCCUUAAUGUUAUUUCCUCAGCUAAUAAUAGAGACACUUUAAAUGUGUGAUGAAAGGAGGUGUCAUCGUCACAGCAUUAGUGCAGAUAAACUGAUAAAGGAACUCUAAACAGGCCUGGCUGGAGAAUGGGAUUGGCUGUGUCCCAAAUGGCACCCUAUUCCCUAUAUAGUGCACUACUUUUGACCCCAAAUGGCACCCUAUUCCCUAUAUAGUGCACUACUUUUGACCAGGGCCGAUAGGCAUCUCUUCGUCUUUCUCAGUACCCUGGUCUGUUACUCUCUCUCCCUCGCUCCCUCCUUCUUCCCCUCUCUUUCUCUCUCUUUCCCUCUCCCUCCUUCACGCCCUCCCUCAUUUUCUCAGUACCCUGGUCCGUUACUCUCGCUCCCUCCUUCUUCCCCUCUCUUUCUCUCUCCCCUCCUUCACGCCCUCCCUCAUUUUCUCAGUACCCUGGUCCGUUACUCUCUCUCCCUCGCUCCCUCCUUCUUCCCCUCUCUUUCUCUCUCUUUCUCUCUCCCCUCUUUCACGCCCUCCCUCAUUUUCUCUGUACCCUGGUCCGUUACUCUCUCCCUCGCUCCCUCCUUCUUCCCCUCUCUUUCUCUUUCUCUCUCCCCUCUUUCACACCCUCCCUCAUUUUCUCAGUACCCUGGUCCGUUACUCUCUCUCCCUCGCUCCCUCCUUCUUCCCCUCUCUUUCUCUCUCUUUCUCUCUCCCCUCUUUCACGCCCUCCCUCAUUUUCUCAGUACCCUGGUCUGUUAAUCUCGCUCCCUCCUUCUUUCUCUCUCUCCCUCGCUCCCUCCUUCUUCCCCUCUCUUUCUCUCUCUUUCUCUCACCCCUCCUUCACACCCUCCCUCAUUUUCUCAGUACCCUGGUCCGUUACUCUCUCUCCCUCCUUCUUCCCCUCUCUUUCUCUCUCUUUCUCUCUCCCUCCUUCACGCCCUCCCUCAUUUUCUCAGUAUCCUUCCCCUAAUGUCUCUGCUGCAUAAGCGUCCCAAUUAUCCCCCCUCCCCCUUUCCUCUCGCUAGGGACUGGUCCACGGGGGUUCCACUCCAAUAGGUUUAGCUGAUAGGGUGAAAAUGAAGGGCUGACACCUACUACUGGACGAUGGCUAAUCAAUGGCUAGAAGACACACUAAGGGUGCAUCCCAAAAAUGUUGUUCACUUGCUCACUUUCCCUCUGGAUUUUAAUAGACAUGAGUGGUAUAUGGAAACUCCCUCUAGCCAUUCCAAUGCUAUUAAAUGUGGAAACGAGUGCAGAAUUUAGGAGGGAGGAGAGAUUAUUGGGACGCACCCUUGAGGAUUGGGGGGCGGGUGAGGUGGGGCGUGUCUGGGGAGGUUAGUUGAAGCAGGAAGCAACAUAACAUUGCUUACUGUAUCCUAGUGUGGAAUGUACGCACAGUCAGUCAGGACAGCAUGAACUAGUUACAACCUUUACGCCAUUUAAAACUGCUGUUAUAGUAUCAGUAUUUUUUUUGUUGUUGACUUGGUUAGGAGUUGAGCAGACCAUUCCAGGGAGACAGUGUUACGUGCCAAGUGAGUCAGGACAGUCUUCAGAUAGUUUUUGCCACCGGACUGUUAUUCGAUAGUUAACCUGAGGAUUGACAGACAGGUGAGUGACUCUUUUUUUUUUUUUUUUUAAAUGCUUUCCUAGUUAGACUCCUAACCAGGACUACAAAUUAGUUGAGAAGAGAGCUCCGUCAACCUAAUGGGAAACGGCAUACAAUGAAUCAAAUAGAAACGGCUAUGAUGGGAACAAUGACUUGUCCACUAUUUUAGUCAGUCCUAUCCCUCUCUGUGCUAGGCCCUAGUGCUGAGCCAUGUUGUGUGGCAGAGGGCUAAGAGACGGGUUAGCAGGAUGCGUGUGUCUCCGUCUCCAUACAUACACACAACAGGUGUCCUGCCUGCCCCUGUCCUGAGUCAUAUUGCGUGAGUUGUGUGUGAGAGGGGUUAGCAGGACUAUGGCUGGUCCACACUACAGACCACAGCAGGUAGGGGACAGAACUGGGUCAGUGGGGGAGGAAGAGGAACCCCACAGCCCAACCCUGCAGCUGACCCCAGCCUAG